Larimichthys crocea (large yellow croaker) is the source of this 765-nucleotide messenger RNA. It is a transcript of the gene triap1, whose product is annotated as TP53 regulated inhibitor of apoptosis 1. The record is from RefSeq and is a predicted model, not a curated record. The transcript has a single exon. Gene Ontology annotation, cellular component: cytosol; mitochondrial intermembrane space; nucleus. Bases 278 to 502 code for a protein of 74 amino acids. NCBI's taxonomy places the organism in Eukaryota, Metazoa, Chordata, Actinopteri, Sciaenidae. Gene Ontology annotation, molecular function: phosphatidic acid transfer activity. Gene Ontology annotation, biological process: phospholipid translocation.
CUGAAUCAUAUUUAAACAAUACAUUUUAAAUAAAACACUAACAUGUCAAACUCUUUCAAUGUUUAAAAUUUGAUCUUUGUUCAAAAAACUACAAAACUACAACACGCAGAGUGAUCCCUCUGACUUCUAAACUAUCUCCGAUACGUCAUUACGUUACAACGUCCGACGUCAGCCAGUUGAAGCGCGUCAGUGCUCCGUGUGACGCAGUCCCCGGGCUCGGACAGGUGAAGAACAGUCCUCCAUCUUUCUCUCCGUGGUUCGGCGGCUCGGUUCCGACAUGAACAGCGUCGGGGAGGCCUGCACCGACCUGAAGCGGGACUACGACCAGUGCUUCAACCGCUGGUUCGCCGAGAAGUUCCUGAAGGGGGACCGGAGCGGAGACCCGUGCACCGAGAGCUUCCGGCGGUACCAGCGCUGCGUGCAGAAGGCCAUCAAGGACAAGGACAUCCCGGUGGACGGGGUGGACUUCAUGGGGCCCGGCAGGGACAAGCCCGACAGCUGAUCAGCGCCGAUAGAUCGAUACUGACGUCGAUACCGUGGAGUCCACGCGGCCCACUGAGCAUGCGCAGAAGCAGAGGCGAUGACGCCGUCAGGACUGACGUCACACCAGCUCGAGCCACCAAAGACUGAAAGAGUCGAUUAAUCGAUGAUGAAUCAGUGACAGGUUGUAGUCAUGGAGACGGAUCCAUGACGUCACAUUAAAGAUGAUGAUGAUGAUGUAAAGUGACAUUUAUGUAAAUAAAGUUUGUUUUUUUUUAAAUCAAA